Molecule: messenger RNA, 1043 nt
Organism: Brassica oleracea var. oleracea
Lineage: Eukaryota; Viridiplantae; Streptophyta; Magnoliopsida; Brassicales; Brassicaceae
Product: glycine-rich cell wall structural protein-like
Exons: 2
Coding region: 237-1043 (268 amino acids)
Source: RefSeq, a predicted model, not a curated record
GAGUCUUGAGUGGGGUUUUCAUCUUUAUCAUGAACAUCGGAUUAAAGGACGCGUGUUUGCGUCUGUUGAUGGAGGUUUUGCUAUAAAUAGGGCUUGUCGCCAUGGUAUAAUCAAAUAAGUAUUUCUGAUCGAGCUUAUAUUGUUUGGGAAUCUGUCUCAAUUGAGUGAGUUUCGUGUGUGUGUGUAUAUUAACUUUAUUAAGAGAGAGAGAGAGAGAGAGAGAAAAAAGAGAGACUAUGGGGAUGUUUUUGAGAAGGGGCUGGAUAGUGGCUUGUGUGUUUAUGUUACUGAUGUCGACUCAAGUGUUGGGAAAAUUAUCUAGCAAAGAUGAUCAUGCCAAGAGCAAACACCGACAUCACAAUAACAAAAGAGACGGUGCUAGUGGAGGUGGAGGUGCUGGAGGUAGUAUCGGAGCAGGAGGUGGUGCUGGCGGUGGCAUUGGAGUCGGAGGAGGCAUAGGCGGUGGUGGUGGUGCUGGUGGAGGUGGUGGUAUUGGAUCCGGAGGAGGAGUUGGUGGUGGUACUGGUGGUAAUGGAGGAAGCUGUGCUGGUGGUCAUGGUGGUGGUGGACGUGGUAGUGGUGGUACUGGGGGAGGUGUAGGUGGAGGUGGUGGCGUUGGAGUUGGAGGGGGAUUUGGUGGUGGUGUAGGUGGAAGCGCAGGUGGAAGCGCAGGUGGAGGUGGAGGCGGCAGUGUUGGUGGAGGAGGACGUGGUGGUGGACGGGGUAGUGGGGGAUCUGGUGCUGGUGGAAUUGGCGGUGGAGGUGGUGGAAGUAUUGGCGGUGGAGGAGGUGUUGGUGGUUCGAUUGGAGGUGGUGGUGGUGCCGGAGGUGGAGUAGGUGGUGGUGCUGGAGGAGGUGUUGGUGGAGUUGGAGCAGGAGGCGGUGCAGGAGGAGGAGCUGGUGGUGGUCUAGCGGGUGGAGGAGGAGUCGGCGGUGGUGUAGGAGGCGGAGCAAAUGUUGGUGUAGGAGUUGGAGCUGGAGGUGGUGCAGGAGGAGGAGCUGGUGGUGGUGGUGGUGGUGGCAUUGGUAACCGAAGACAUUAA